UCUCUUUCUGUUGUUGAACAACAUACAUUCACAACUAAGAAAAAAAGAAGAAACGCACAAAUAUGGUGCACACAAGGUUUACGAGUCUUUUACUAGGGCUUCUCUUUGUCAUGCAUGCCCUUAGGAACUCUUCUGCAUACUCUCAUCCAGGUGAAGAAGGGCUUGAGGCUACAAGAAAAAAUUUUGGGGUUCAAAAGGGGCUUCUGGAUGGUGUUAACACUGCUGGUUUGAAGAAAAUAGGGCUUGGAGGAAGGAAAAUGGCAGUCCACAAAGUGCUGAUGAGCAAAGAGAUUGAGAAGCAAGAUGUCACUACUUCAGAGAUUUCAGGAAAGGACAGUGAAGCCUCAAAGAAGCCUCUUGACUGCUCUCAAUAUAAAGUGAAUGUUCAGAACAAUUUGAACAAGUUGGAGCCAAAGUCAUCGAAGUCUGCAAGCUUCAGAAUUCCUAGGAGUAAGCCGGCUGAACCUCAAAACUCUCAAGAUUCCAAGGCAGCUUCAACCAAAGCCAGCUUGGAGAGUUCCUCAAGGUCUGACAAUAAGCCAGCCUCUCUAGAAACGAACCAUACUUCUCAUGAAGCUCGAUGGCUUCUUCAGGCAACCAAAGAGAUUGUGAACCUGAUGCACAAGGAUUAUAAGGGAAUGGGUCGCCGUAAACCACCCAUCAAUAACCACGAGCCUUGGCAUUGAGUUAAACAAAAAUCAUGAGUAGGUUUAGGCUCACAAUUUUGCUUUUGGAAGUGAAGUCCUUACCUACAUAAAAUAGGUUAUCUUUC
This is a messenger RNA of Quercus lobata, 772 nucleotides long. RefSeq lists its product as uncharacterized. Gene Ontology annotation, biological process: regulation of root meristem growth. The record is from RefSeq and is a predicted model, not a curated record. NCBI's taxonomy places the organism in Eukaryota, Viridiplantae, Streptophyta, Magnoliopsida, Fagales, Fagaceae. Bases 63 to 686 code for a protein of 207 amino acids. Gene Ontology annotation, molecular function: growth factor activity. The transcript has 5 exons.